Messenger RNA from Sciurus carolinensis (gray squirrel), 1203 nucleotides. It is a transcript of the gene Fam170a, whose product is annotated as family with sequence similarity 170 member A. Bases 94 to 1203 code for a protein of 369 amino acids. Gene Ontology annotation, cellular component: nucleus. The record is from RefSeq and is a predicted model, not a curated record. Gene Ontology annotation, biological process: fertilization. Lineage: Eukaryota; Metazoa; Chordata; Mammalia; Rodentia; Sciuridae. The transcript has 4 exons.
AGAGGAAUCAUCACGUCUACAUGCAAAGAUUCAUGUCCUGUGUUGCCGGGAGGCAGAGUAUGAAGAGAGCUGUCGCAGAGGAACUAACAUGCUAUGGGAAUGUGCAGGCCAUUCUACUCAGAUUUCCUGAGAGUCAAGAAGGGCCAACCUGUAGGGAAAAGGGGGAACUGGACACUAAGCAUCCUCUCAGGGAUUCUCCUAGCUGAUACUAUGAAACGGCGACAAAAGAGGAAACAUCUGGAAAAGGAAGAGUCCCAGGAAACUGAUGAGAAGGGAAGAGGAAUGUCAAAAUCACAAGAGGAUGCCCCUCAUCUUGAAUCCACUGUAGUGGCCAAAGUCUGCAGCCUAAGGGGAGGGGAGAUCUCCUCUGCCUCAGAAUACUUCUCCUGUGUUUCUUCUCCAUACAAGCUCUUCCAUGGUAGUAAAGGAACCCGGAAAUUACAAGACAGUCCCAAGCCUAGAUCACCCCUAACCCAGUUUCAAAAACGAGGGGAGAGUCCUCCCUGCUCCCAGCAUAACUCCUCAUCCCAUUCAUCUUAUAAGACCUGUGUGUCCUCUCUGUGUAUGAACAAAGAGGAAAAGGGCAUGAAAAUAUACUACAUGCAGGUAAAAAUGAAAAAAGGUGUAGCUGUCUCCUGGGACACAGAGGAAACCUCAGAGUCCCUAGAAAAGCAACCACGGAUGGAAGAAAUGACCCUUCCUGAGAAAGUGCGAGUGGGUACUGCCCCCUCUGAUGUAUCCACCAGAAACCUCUUGUCUGACAGCGAGCCCAGUGGGGAGGAGAAGGAACAUGAGGAAAAGGCAGAGUUAGAGAGCCCACCAGGGUCACCCGCAGUGGAGGAGAGACCCAGGGCCAAGACGCCAGACUGGCUGGUGACCAUGGAGAAUGGUUUCAGAUGCAUGGCCUGUUGCCGGGUCUUUGCCACCAUGGAUAUCCUCCGGGAGCAUGUGAAGUAUGGGAUCAGGGAGGGCUUCAGCUGCCACGUCUUCCAUCUCACCAUGGCUCAGCUGAUAAACAAUGUAGACUCAGAGAUCGCCCAAGAAGAGGAGGAUGAGGAGGAUGAGGAGGAUGAGGAGGAAGAAGAGAAGCAAGAAGAAAAGGAGAAUAAGGUGGAGCAGCCCACAAGGGAAGACCCUGGCCUGAAGAGACCCUGGAGCCAAUGUCCAGGCUGUGUGUUUCAUUCUCCAAAGGACAGGAAGUGA